GUGUUCUCUGUUUACUUUAGUCAGGUGGUGAAUUCUAAAGCAGAUCAUAAUAAAUGGAGCUCCAGGAAAAAGUACCCGUGUCGAUAUUUACAGAUGUAGACAAGGACGUGUUUCUGCGAGAGAUUUAUCCAAAGCGCAGACCAGCCGUGCUGAGAGGGGUGUCUCUCGGUCCCUGCCUGGAAAAGUGGACCGCUGAAUAUCUUGGACAGAAAGGUGGAGACAAGGAAGUGAAGAUCCACGUGUCCACUGUGCCACAGAUGGACUUUCUUCACAAAAACUUUGCGUACAGGACGCUGCCAUUCAGUGAGUUUGUGAAAAGGGCAUCUGAACAAAAACACUCCGACUUCUUCCUGUCUGAGGAUGAGAGCUAUUAUCUUCGAUCACUUGGAGAGGAUGUACGAAAGGAACCUGCUGAUCUGAGCAAACAGUUCCCAGACUUGGCCGAGGAUUUUCACAUCCCACAGUUCUUUGCACCGGACCAGUUUUUCUCCAGUGUCUUCCGGAUCAGCUCCUGCGGCCUGCAGCUGUGGACGCACUACGACGUGAUGGAUAACCUGCUGGCUCAGGUGACGGGGAUGAAGAGGGUGGUUCUCUACAGCCCCCAGGAUGCAUUGCACCUCUACCUGUCAGGUGAUAAAUCAGAGGUCGUGGACAUCGACUCCCCGGACCUGAAACGGUUCCCUGACUUUGUGAAGGCAAAGAGAUACGAGUGUGUGCUGGAGCCUGGAGAUCUGCUUUUCAUCCCUGCACUGUGGUUCCAUAACACCGUGGCUCUGCAGUUUGGUGUGGGUGUAAAUGUGUUCUGGCGCCAUCUACCUGCUGACAGCUAUGACAAAAAGGACCCCUAUGGUAAUAAAGACCCUGUGGCUGCAGCUCGAGCCCUUCAGGCACUGGAGAGAGCUCUACACACUCUGGAUGAGCUCCCAGCAGAUUAUCGGGACUUUUACGGUCGGCGUAUGAUACAGCGCAUCCAAAAGCGGACGUACUGCGACAGUCUGACGAGCACAGCGAUGCAGGAGGACGCCGACGGUACGUUACCCAGCGGUCAGUUCACCAAACCUGGAUGAUUUGUCCAGAGAAAACUGGAGUAACUAAUAAAACACCUGUUGCACUUACGCUGUUGACUGUGAUCAUAACAGAGUGUGUGAAGUUUGGAUAAACUUGGGUUUGACCUGACAAGAAAACAUCAACAUGGGAGAGGGAUUAAUGGCCUUCGUGUCUCCGUCAAUAUACUUUUCUUUCUGAGAAGUUCCCGGGAUGCAGGUUUCCUCAAAAUCUGCAAGGCAGCUUUUUUGGCUAAUACAUAGCAUCACAAAGAACACCAAUGCUUUUUUGUUGCAUUUGCAAAAAUGCAUUUGCAGAAAUGCUGUUGCUAUUUUAAGAGUCAGAGUUUCUUCAACAGAAGGUGAGUUUCCAGCUGCAGCAGGGCUCCGUCCCUCCGUUUCUUUCAUAGAAGGAAAAUAUAUUUCUGCUCUUCACUUAAAAUAUUUAUCUUGAAGUAUUCUUUAAGAGAUUUCUCCCCAUGUAUUGUUUGUUAUGAAAAGACUCAUUGAAACAUUUUUUUUCAGUAAAUCUUUCC
Molecule: messenger RNA, 1579 nt
Organism: Chelmon rostratus (copperband butterflyfish)
Lineage: Eukaryota; Metazoa; Chordata; Actinopteri; Chaetodontiformes; Chaetodontidae
Gene: tyw5
Product: tRNA-yW synthesizing protein 5
Exons: 8
Coding region: 54-1067 (337 amino acids)
Biological process (GO): wybutosine biosynthetic process
Molecular function (GO): 2-oxoglutarate-dependent dioxygenase activity; tRNA binding
Source: RefSeq, a predicted model, not a curated record